UUUUUUUUUUUUUUUGUUUACUUAUCAAUCAUGACCUUUUUUAGAAGAUUUAUCACAACAUCAUGUCGGCACAUGCAUACUCUAAAAAGAUUAGAGCGACCCAUCAGUGUAGCACCAAUGGUUGAUAUCACUACCCCUCAAUUCUUGGAAUUGUUACACAUCAUUUCUGGCAAGGACCGUUAUGAUUAUUACACCGAGAUGCAUCACUGUCAAGCGGUUCUUCAUCAUGCCGAUCAUUUAGAUCGCUUUGUGGGGAAACCUCGACCCAACAUUGUAGUUCAAAUAGGCGGUUCCAAUGUGCAGGACAUGGCAAGGGCCACUAAAUUGUUACAGGAUUACGGUUACAAACAUGUGAAUAUCAACAAUGGCUGCCCUAGUCCUAAUGUACAACAUGGUAGUUUUGGAGCUGUCUUAAUGAGGACCCCUGAUCUAGUAGCUGACAUGUUGUCGGCCAUGAUCCAGCACAAUGUGACAAUUCCAGUCACUGUCAAGUGUCGAACAGGUGUUGAUCAUCAAGACAAUUUCGACUUUUUGCAAGGUUAUGUUCAGACUUUAAUGAAAAGCGAUAAGCCACCCCCUCAUUUGAUUGUGCAUGCCAGAAAAUGUCUAUUAAAAGGUCUAUCACCCAAGCAAAAUCGAUCAAUACCUCCAUUGAAUUAUGAUCGGGUGUUUGAACUUUCAAGGGCAUUUCCCGAUUUGCCCAUGUCAAUCAAUGGUGGCUUUACAGAGGUGGAUGAGAUCAAGUCGGUUUUAAAAAAGGUGGAUGGUUGUAUGAUUGGUAGAAAAGUGAUGGACGACCCUGUAUUUCUUCAGUCCCUAGAUCAGGGUAUAUAUGGCGAUACGAUUAUAAAAUCGAUUGAGCAAAUCACAAGCGAAUAUUUAGACUAUGCCGAUAGACUCUACUCCAAACGCUUGGAUAAAGAUGAAUACGGAUUACCUCCUGCCACACUCAUGGUGCGACCUUUAAUGCCAUUAUUCAAAGGUCGCCAAGGUCGAAAUUUCCGUCGUAAUAUUCAAGAAAAGCUAAAGCAUGAUAAAUU
This is a messenger RNA of Mucor mucedo, 1040 nucleotides long. RefSeq names its product dihydrouridine synthase-domain-containing protein. Gene Ontology annotation, molecular function: flavin adenine dinucleotide binding; tRNA dihydrouridine synthase activity. The annotation marks the transcript as partial. NCBI's taxonomy places the organism in Eukaryota, Fungi, Mucoromycota, Mucoromycetes, Mucorales, Mucoraceae. The record is from RefSeq and is a predicted model, not a curated record. Gene Ontology annotation, biological process: tRNA dihydrouridine synthesis. The transcript is spliced from 4 exons.